Messenger RNA from Ogataea haglerorum, 1341 nucleotides. RefSeq lists its product as uncharacterized. The transcript has a single exon. The record is from RefSeq and is a predicted model, not a curated record. Gene Ontology annotation, molecular function: protein kinase activity; ATP binding. NCBI's taxonomy places the organism in Eukaryota, Fungi, Ascomycota, Pichiomycetes, Pichiales, Pichiaceae. Gene Ontology annotation, biological process: protein phosphorylation. The coding region runs from base 1 to 1341 and encodes 446 amino acids.
AUGUCUCCCGAACAGUUUGAGGUGUACGAGGAACUGGGUCGUGGGGCAUUCGGCGCGGUCUACCGCGCUUUCGACAAGGAAUCCAGGAAAAUGGUGGCUGUCAAACAGGUCGAUUUGGAAAACGCAGAUGAGCUGAACGAGAUACAGCAGGAAAUCAAGAUCCUGUCUACGUGCCAGCAUGCAAACAUCACUCGCUACUAUGGCUGUUUCCUGAAGGGAUACAAGCUGUGGAUCAUCAUGGAGCUUAUGGACGGCGGAUCAUGCUCAGAACUGCUGAUUUCCGGGCCAUUUGGAGAGAAAGCUAUUAGCUACAUUUUGCACGAGCUGCUACACGCUCUCGUGUAUUUGCACGAAAACGGCAAGAUCCACCGGGACUUCAAGGCCGCCAACGUGUUGUUGAGCCUGAAAGGAGAUGUGAAAAUUGCUGACUUUGGAGUCGCGACCCAGUUGUCCAACAACAUGUCUAAAAGAAACACUUUUGUGGGCACGCCGUACUGGAUGGCUCCUGAAAUUAUUCUCCACCAGCCAUACACGUAUUCUGCAGAUAUUUGGUCGCUGGGUAUUACGGCAAUCGAGCUAGCAUACGGCAAGCCGCCCUUGUCGCAAUACCAUCCGUUUGAUGUGCUCUUCAGAAUUGCAGAGGACCCAGCUCCGGAGCUGGACUCAAGCUUCAGUAAGGAGUUCAGGAAUUUUGUGAACGUCUGUUUGAAUAAAGAGUCAAUGCAACGGCCGUCGGCCAAAGAGCUCCUCAGACAUCCAUUCAUCCUCUCCGGGGCCAAGGCCGACCGCUCGGAAAUUGUCAAGCUGAUUAAGCGCAAGCACGAAUGGGACCUUGAAACAGGCAACACCGAAAAACGCUACUAUACGCCAACUUUGGAGGAGGAGACGCCUCCUUUAUUUGACAUAACGUUGAAGGAGGAACCUGCAGGUACACUGAAACCAGGACCACUCCACAAAGUUCCGUUGUCGCCGAUAAAACGCAGUUCCAGUGAGAACGGAGACCAAGAGCUGAAAAAAACUCUUAAUCGCAUACUGAACCAGUCAUUCAACAAGAUAAACGAGAAACACAACCUUUCGACGUCGCAAUACGACCAGUUAGUACUGUUUCAAAAGACAAUGAUGGAGUCGAUCGCGCUCAGCCCCGAUGAACAGUACCGAGAGGUGUUUUGUAAAUACUUUAAGCUGGUGAUGAAGAAAAUUAUGACGACAGAUAACGAGCAGCUCAAGGACAAACUAAUACCCAAAAACCUGGAAAAAGAACGUCCUCGCGACGAAGUCGAAGAGCUGCUGUAUACUAGGUGGGCUGAAAAUAUGAUCGAGCGCUGGAGGAACGAACAUUAA